AUGGAAGAUGAGAAAGACGAGGAUGAAGGUGGCUGCGAGGUUGAUGAGGAAGGCGAACGGAUGAGGAUCGGCUGGGAUGGCGCUGCAGUCGAAUUCUUCGUGGCCGGUCGACGUGCGCCGCUGGAGGCCCGCCGUCUCUUCGCCGACGGCCAUCGGCAGUCGCUCGCACGCUGCACUUUCCGUGGUCGGUCCCUGCCGGAGCGCCCCGAGGCUUCAUCUGCAAAGCGGAGCUGGUGGACGGAUGUGGAGGCACACCAUCCCGGCGGCUUGGCCCUCUGGCCCUCGGCCGAAGACUGGCCCCUACAAUAUCCGGAUGGACUAAAGGGAGCCAGUUCGGAUGCGAAUCGUGUGAAGAUGCAGCACUGA
Molecule: messenger RNA, 366 nt
Organism: Puccinia triticina
Lineage: Eukaryota; Fungi; Basidiomycota; Pucciniomycetes; Pucciniales; Pucciniaceae
Exons: 1
Coding region: 1-366 (121 amino acids)
Source: RefSeq, a predicted model, not a curated record